Molecule: messenger RNA, 2475 nt
Organism: Closterium sp. Yama58-4
Lineage: Eukaryota; Viridiplantae; Streptophyta; Zygnematophyceae; Desmidiales; Closteriaceae
Source: the annotation of a GenBank genome assembly
AUGUCGCUGCGGAGGCGGAACGCGAAAAAGCAACAAAGGCCGCGGCCAUGCAAAGCUACACAUGGUCGAGAGGCGGGUGGCGGAGGUGAUGAUGCUGAAAUGGCGGGUGAAUAUAAUGGUGGUGGUUUUUGGGAGGAUAACGUGGACGUGAACGAGGCGGAUUAUGAGGAGGACGAUGGAGGGGAUGCUGCAGAGGGGGAAGAGGAGGAGGACGGGUAUGAGGACGAGGACGAGGCAGGUGAUGGCGAGGAUGAAGAGGAUGAGGGGGAUGGGCAAGAGGACGACGAGGGGAGUGGGGAUGACUCCGAAGAAGAGGUGUACGUCGGGAACGUUGAGGAGGCCGAGGAAGGUGACGAGGCUUUGGAUCUCGAUGACCUUGUCGAUGAAGAAGAGGAUGUGGACGUUGAGGUGCAAGCUAAGAAGAAGAGACGGCGUGGCGCUGGUGGUGGACGGGGGAAAGGUGGUGGGCGCGGAAGGGGUGGUGGGCGGGGGAGAGGUGGUGGACGUGGAAAGGACCCGCCUGUGACUCCAUCUGCUACCCCGCAUGCCAAACCAUCUAAACCCGUCAAUAUUAAGGGUAAGGUGACGCGAUGCUUCGACAAGAUCGAAGGGGACCCGAAGGAGAGGCGCAACUGUCGCAAAUGCGGCAACCCAAUUUCCUUUGUUGGUACCAACUGCACUACAGGGCUGAAUCACAUGCUCUCUCAGCACAAGGCUCACUACGAUAUCUGGCUACGCAAGUUUUUUGGGGGGGAGGUGGGGCCCAAGGAUAUGUUCCCGAAGGGUGGUUAUGGAGUGGACAAUGAGGUUCCAGAUGGGGGGAAAUCGUGGGAGGGAUCGGCCACGUGGCCUGCGCCACCGCCAGGGGCAGGGGUCGCGGCCAGGACGGGCCAGCAGGUGUUGGAGAAGUGGUACCCGGGUCGCUUCGACAAAGACUUCCUGCAGCAGGCCAUCGUUGAGUUCGUGGUCGCCACCGACCAAGCGUUCAGCGUGGUCGAGCAUCCGACGUUUCGCCACCUAAUGAUUGCCGCGAACCCCGAGUGUGCGGUACAGCACACCAUUCCCUCCCGCACCACACUAGCCCGCCAGAUCAUGCGCUUGGCAGGAUUGGCCAAGAGUAAGAUGAGGGAGGAGUUGCUGGCCGAGGGUGCAGGGGCAGUGGCCCUGACCACGGACAUGUGGACAGGCACUGACGGUCGCUCAUACAUGUCAGUGACAGGUCACUCGCUCACUGACAAGUUCCAGUUGAGGCAGGUCACCCUCGCUUUCCGUGCUAUCCCGUCUGGCGACCACACGGGCAAGAAGAUCAUUCAGAUCUUGGAGGACGUGGUGAAGGAGUGGAACCUGGAUGGACGAUGCAUUGCUAUCACGUCCGACAACGCUUCGGCCAACGUCUCGGCCAUGGAGCAUCUGUGCCGUGCGCGCGAGCCGCCCAUGUUUUCGUCCGGCAUGCAUGUCCGGUGUCUCGCACAUAUCUGCAACCUAGCUAUCCAGCUAGCGUUGAAGAAGGUGGUCGACAUUAAGGAGCCCUUGGGCCUCAUUCGAGACCUUGCGUCCUUCAUUGGCUACUCGCCAAAGAGGACAGCGGCUUUCGAGGAGGCUCAAAGGGCCGAGAACAAAAAGGCCAAGAUCUUGAAGCUUCGCCAGGACAACGAGGUCAGAUGGGGCUCGACCUACAUCAUGCUCGAGCGCGCGAUCAAACUGCGGCAUGCGAUCGACCGAUUUUGCCGCGGCACCGAGGACAUGAGCGAAGAAGCGGUCGCACGCCUCAAGGACCUCACCAUCACCCCCGUGAUGUGGACGGCCCUGGAGGAGCUCGCUGACUUCCUGCGACCCUUUGCUCUUACCCUUUGCGGCCGAGGGGUCCAAGUACCCCACGAUCAACAUGGGUUCAACGAACUGCUGGACACCCUGGAGGGGAUUAGGGACAAUGAGUCACUCCCUCCCUCCAGGAUCAUGAAGGAGUGCAUCAACCUGGCUUUGGGAAAGCUGAACGAGUACUACUCUGGCAGCCCUGACGAGUUGUGGAUUGCCACUUUUCUAGACCCGAGCUUCAAGCUCGGGUACUUUCAGAUGGGGAAGGAGGGGUCGACGGAGGGAGGGGGCCAGAACGCACAGCACGUGGCUGCCGAGCAGGUUCUGGAACUUGUGCGGGCGAAGUGGCGCCCGUACAAGGACAAGGCGGUCGCCCUGCGGGAGAAGAGGGAGGGAGGACGGUCAUCUGCUGGGGCGAGUGGCCGGGUUGGCAUAGAGGGGGGCAGCAGCAUCGCCCGGGAUGGUGGAGGAGCCGGCAGCAGCAAGGGGGGGAAAGGCCUUGCGAACGAUGCCUUUGGGGGUGUUGUGGGGGAUCAGUCGAGUUUGAUGGCACGCCUGGCUGCCUUCCGAAGCCGACAGGCAGUGACGAUCAAAGACGAGAUUCAAGACUAUAUCAAUGAGCAGAUGGAGCCCAUGGGAGUCGACCCCCUUGCGUAUUAG